Molecule: messenger RNA, 690 nt
Organism: Priapulus caudatus
Lineage: Eukaryota; Metazoa; Priapulida; Priapulimorpha; Priapulimorphida; Priapulidae
Product: sulfotransferase family cytosolic 1B member 1-like
Exons: 4
Biological process (GO): sulfation
Cellular component (GO): cytoplasm
Molecular function (GO): sulfotransferase activity
Source: RefSeq, a predicted model, not a curated record
AUUAUAUACGUAAUAAGGAAUCCGAAGGAUAACGCAGUUUCGUACUACUACCAUCACAAGAUUGCAUGUUUUCUGGGGCCCUACACGGGAAACUUUCAAGAGUUCAUGACACUGUACAUGAGAGGGCAGCUGUUGUAUGGAUCGUGGUUUGAUCACGUGAAGAGCUUCUGGGACCAACGAGACAGCGAUCAGAUACUCUUUAUAAAAUAUGAGGACAUGAAAAGGGAUCUACGGGGAGCUGUACGGAAGAUUAUGCAUUUCAUGGACAGGGAGCUUUCGGAUGACGCCAUUGAUCAAAUAGUGCAUCACUGCAGCUUCGCGCAAAUGAAAGACAACCCAGCCGUUAACAGAUCCAAAAUCCCGAUACCAGUGUUUGAUUUGAAGGAGCACAGGUUCAUGAGAAAAGGAAUCAUCGGGGACUGGCAAAACCACUUUAAUCAAAAACAAUCAGAUGCCAUGGACGAAAUGUAUAGAGAAAAACUGGCCAGCACCGGUCUAGAGUUGCAAUGGCUGCCCGAUGAACUGCUAAAGAAUGAAAGUAGCGAAAUUGAUAGUAAUGAAAAUUAUAUAAAAGAGGUAGAUAAUGAGGGCGACAAUGGCGUGGAGGCAACGCGAUUGUAGGGACGCACACUCGCGCGUACGCACGCACGUACGCACACACGCCGGUAACAAUGUCAUAUAUAUGUGUGU